UCCCCAUGGCUGAAUCAACGACGUCGCAGCCGGGCUCGGAGGCUCAGGCGUACACCACGCCAGACGUUAUCGUCACUGACGUGCCCAAGCUUGACAUUGAUCUCUAUAUUCAAAACUAUGUCGGUCGAACACGAUUCGAGCGCCUGAUACUUAUUGGCAAGUGCUGUGUGCCACUGCGAGUUGAAGCUCUCAAGGCUGCCGUUGCCGAAGCAAAGAGCGGCUUAGACAUCGCGCGCUACAACGAUGCGUGCGCCCUGCUCAGUGCAGCUGCCCCGGGCGAUCCCGAUGCGCGGAUGGAUGGAGCAUGGGUAGAGAACACCGACAUUGCCAACAGAGCCGAAACUGCUCGCUUGGAGACAGAACUUAAAGGUUACAGGAACAAUCUCAUUAAGGAGAGUAUUCGGAUGGGCAACGAGGAUCUCGGCAAGCAUUUCGAGAGUAUAGGCAAGCUUGUUGAAGCUACAGAAGCAUACAACAAAAUGCGCCAUGACGUUAGCACCACCAAACACAUUUUCGAUUGCGGCAUGCACUUGGCUAGCGUCGCUUUUCAGCGCCAUGACUGGGCCAGUGUGUUGAGCAACGUUGGCAAGAUAUCCAAUAUGAGCGGCGACGACGAACAAGAACAGCAGGCCUACAUCAAGGUGGCAUCAGGUGUUGCCCUGCUGGGAAUGGGGAAUUUCCACGAUGCGGCCAUGACCCUCAUCCAUACCAACCCCAAUGUGUCCCCAGCGGAAUACAGCACAGUCGCGAGCCCCAACGACGUCGCCAUCUAUGGCGGCCUUUUGGCGCUGGCAACUAUGGACAGGACGGCUUUGCAGUCUCGCAUACUAGAUAAUCAGUCCUUCAGGACAUUCCUAGAGCACGAGCCGCACAUUCGAAAGGCGAUUAGUUUGUUUGUUAACGGCAGAUACUCGACUUGCCUUUCCAUCUUGGAGUCUACGCGGGCAGACUAUCUACUCGACAUUUACCUACAACCACAUAUCCCCGCAAUUUAUUCCUUGAUCCGCGAAAAGUGCAUUGUCCAAUACUUUAUACCCUUCUCGUGCGUCACGCUGGACAGCUUGGACGCUGCGUUUGGAAAGCCCGGUCAGUCCGUUGAGCCAGAGCUCAUCAGGAUGAUUCGAGACGGGUCUUUGAAAGCCCGAAUAGAUGCCAGAAACAAGCUUCUAGUGGCCGUAUCCUCUGAUCCACGGCUAGUGGUACAGACAAAUGCACUCCAUGUGGCACGGAAAUACGAGCUGGAAGCAAAAGAGCGGCUACGGCGCAUGAAUAUUAUCGGUGCAGGCCUCGAAGUCAUUGGCGUUAAGAAACCACAGACUGGCGGUGUAGGAGGCGCUGAGCCCGAAGAGGCCUGGUUCGAAGAGAAUCGCGUAGCCAGCCUUCUCGCCGAGCAAGCUCAGGAUGCUUAGGAUCAUCCUGAGGUAAUGCAGGCUCAGCCUGAGGAAAGCAUCCCAGAAGUGUGCACAUUGCUCUAUUGAGCGUUUGUGGGAAUACUAACCAAGGGUAUGAGAGGGGAGUCGCACACUGAUUCGACUGCUGUUCCGUGAUGAGCGAGUCCUUGGUAUCCUUGUUCAGCCGCCGAUGGCGAAAGAGAGGAAAGCUCAUUUCCUAUCCAAAGGGAGAAGAAGGGGGGCAGCUACGGUUAUGACGGCAACCGCCUUUGAGACUUGAACGUUACACGCAUGGUGUGCAUUAGAGAGGGAGGCGCAAGGAGAACUGGUCUUUUUUUUUUAUCUGCUACAGCCCCCAAUUGUUAGAGGCAUUUUUAUCUUUUCCUUCUCGCUACUAGCAUAUGACUUUAUGACGCAUAGUCAUGUCUAACUCUCCACGAUAAGCCUGUGAUAUCAAGCAGUCGAUAUGAUACUGAUAAGUCAUGUUUCGCUUAGUGACGCCUCGUACUAUAUGCAUUCUUGUUUGUGUAUAUUGUCCAAUUGAGACGGGUAUCAUAUCCUAUUACACUUACACCACUGCAGUUCCAGCACGGUAUAGCCACGCCUAAACCAUUUCGUCGUGUCCCUCUCUUCCCAGCCCCUUACUUCAGUCCAUAAACCACGAAAAUCACCCCAUCAACUGCCUCAAAUCCUCGGGCGGCCACCGCACCUGCGCAAAGGUAAGACAGCGCUUAAUGCUCUGCAGGUAUUUUCGCGUCACCUCGUCGCCCAUGACGUGGCCCUUUUCUCCAUCGUGCAGCUUCUCACGCGCACUUCGCUCGUGGAUACCCACCAUGGUGACUCCAAUGGGCCAGGCUGCUUUUCCGAUGCUGAGGCGGAGGUAGCCGUCGUUGGCGUCGACGUAGCGGCGCUCCUGGAGGGCUUGGACGAUUUCGAUGAUGGGUUGGAGGAGGGAGUCGUCGAGGUCGCCGGAUUCGAACUUGCGGAAGAGCUGUGCGAUC
Trichoderma atroviride IMI 206040 is the source of this 2392-nucleotide messenger RNA. RefSeq lists its product as uncharacterized. Lineage: Eukaryota; Fungi; Ascomycota; Sordariomycetes; Hypocreales; Hypocreaceae. Gene Ontology annotation, cellular component: COP9 signalosome. The record is from RefSeq and is a predicted model, not a curated record.